AUGUGGUGGAUCCUUCAGGCGUGUCUAUUUCUCUCGAUCUACGGCUGUUUGAGUCAAACCGUCGACUCCGAAACCGAUAUCGUUAAUUCGCCGGAAAAUGCGGCGCCGCCUCCACCGUCUCCGCUCGACGAUUGUGAUCCGGAAAUGAUCGGAUUCGAAUUAAUAACCGGUAACGUGUUUUCGGCACCCGGAUACGUUUUGGAUUCCAUACCGGGAACGUUGAUGUUGACCGAUUGUUUAGAAACCUGUCAAGGAAACGAAAGCUGUCAAAGCAUCAAUUACGAAACGGGAUUAUGCGUGCUAUUCAGUUCGACAGCUGACGCCUUACCCGGUGCAUUGACUCGUUCCCAAUUUCCGGUAUUUACCAUUUACGCCCAAAAAAGCUGUCUUGGAGUGAAACCUUGCGAAAGAGCUUGGUGCAUAGAUCGCGUCCAAAACCAUCGAUUAAUCGGUUAUGUUAAUAGUCAGCACGCAGUUGGAUCCCGCCAAGAAUGUCUCGAAUUGUGUUUAGGAGAAAACGAAUUUUCUUGCAGAUCGGCCAAUUACAACAACGUUUCCGGAAUAUGCGAACUAUCGAAAAUGGACCGUAUGACGGUAGCUGGUAGUACUGCGUUCCAACCAUCGGACGAUUACGAAUACAUGGAGAACAAUUGCAUAGACGAACCCACCAAAUUAUGCGAAUUCAAAAAAUUAUCCGGUCGCAUUUUGAAAACCGUUGAUUCCGUUUACCAAGACGUCGGAUCGGCGGACGAAUGCAGGGAAUUGUGUUUGAACAGUCCCUACAGAUGUCAUUCGUACGAUUACGGCGAUACCGGCGAAAUGGUAUGCAGAUUGAGCCAUCAUUCCAGAGCAACUCUAUCCGAUAUCCAGGAACCUUACUUAGAAGUACCGGAAGCAGCUACAUACGAAUUAAGCUCCUGCUACAACGUCAGCAUCGAUUGCAGAUCCGGAGACAUGAUAGCGCGUAUCCAAACCAGUAAACUCUUCGACGGUAAAAUCUACGCUAAGGGCAGCCCGAAUUCGUGCGUCAGAGACGUUAACAACAGUCUGGAAUUCGAACUCAACAUGCCCUACGACAAUUUAGAAUGUAACGUUAGGAAAAACGGUUUGGGAAGAUACAUCAACGACGUCGUCAUUCAACAUCACGAUAAAAUCGUAACCAGUAGCGAUUUGGGAUUGGCAGUUACCUGCCAAUAUGAUUUGACCAAUAAAAGCGUUACCAACGAAGUGGAUUUGGGAGUCGUCGGUGAUAUUACUCCGGCGCUUUCCGAAGAGGUAACCGUCGAUUCCCCGAACGUGGCGAUGAAAAUAACCAACCGAAACGGGGAAGAUAUCAUGCAAUCGGCCGAAGUGGGAGAUCCUUUGGCGCUAAAAUUCGAAAUCAUGGACAAAAACAGUCCGUACGAAAUUUUCGUUAGAGAAUUGGUUGCCAUGGACGGCGUAGAUUCGAGCGAAAUUAUUUUAAUCGACGCCGACGGUUGCCCCACCGAUCAUUUCAUCAUGGGACCCAUCUACAAGUCCGCAUCUACGGGAAAAAUUUUGCUUUCUCAUUUCGACGCAUUCAAAUUCCCUUCGUCGGAAGUGGUACAAUUCAGAGCUUUAGUGACUCCUUGCAUGCCGACCUGCGAGCCCGUUCAAUGCGACGAAGAAGAGCCGAACGGCGAACUACGUUCCGUCAUUUCGUACGGUAAACGCCGGAGACGUCGUUCGACAACUUCGGCCCAAGAAGAUUUAUUAUUGGUGCAAUCCAUACAGAUCACGGAUAAAUUCGGUUUCGAUAAAAACGCCAACAAAACGUCCGACAGCGAAGCCGUUUAUAUUCAAAACGAAGGAGGUUUCUGUAUAAACUUGGCUGGACUUAUCGUGGCGGCGACCGUUUUCUUAUCGACGCAAUUAGCCGUCAUCGCCGCUUGGACCUUCAUCUGGCAACGUAGGAAGCUGGUUAACAAAUUAGACGACAAUUUAUCGGUUAGUGUGAGUUUACCGUCUCAUUUUGGUAGCAACCGCACCGAUAGUCUUUGCAAGUUGUAUGAUACCAACGCUUAUAAUCAUUCUCGCAGAUUCUAG
This is a messenger RNA of Diorhabda sublineata, 2067 nucleotides long. RefSeq lists its product as uncharacterized. Lineage: Eukaryota; Metazoa; Arthropoda; Insecta; Coleoptera; Chrysomelidae. The transcript has 6 exons. The coding region runs from base 1 to 2067 and encodes 688 amino acids. The record is from RefSeq and is a predicted model, not a curated record.